CUGCGCAAAAACAAAAUGUGUGGUUAGAAAACGUGCUGCGUUUGUUUGGCAGGUAAAGUUUUCGAUUCCAAUUGGCGAAUUUACCACGGAAUUUACCUUCAUAUUAAAAUGAUUACACCACGUUUUCAUUUAUCACAAAAUGAGAAAACAUUCACAAUUACAAUACGCGCACCGUACUGCAGUUUAAAAGAGUUGGACGUGCAAAUUGACGACGAAACAUUCCUGUUUUACUGCAAACCGUAUUAUUUACGUUUAAAACUUCCUGGAAAAAUUGAAGAAGAGCGCAAUGCACAUUCCCAAUUUAACUCAGACACCGGUGAGUUCACAUUCACAUACUACAAAACAAAUAAGGGCGAAACCUUCGAAAAUCUCGAGUUUAUCACACAAUUUCUACAACCAAAAUUGGAAGUGCAUGAUGAUCAAGAUGGGCGUAAAAUUGAAGUUCUUUCAAGUUCUGCACCCGCAGAAGAAGUCCUUGAGUCAGAAGAGCAGUACGGGUUCGCGCAACGAGGUGGUUACAAAUUUAACUUCAUCAGUUCUGAAUUUUAUGACAUUUUUGAAUUGGACCCACAUGAAAUUCCACUCAAAGACAGAAAAGAAUUAAGACUGAAGAGUGAAAAGGAGAGUUUCAAUUUUGAUCAUUAUCUUGCUGAUUUCAUUGACUGUGAUGAGAUUGACUCUUUGGUCCAUGAGAAAUCUCCUUGGAAAACAAAACUUGAGAAAGUCAAUGAAACUGAAGCUGACAAAACAGAGACAAAAACAUUUACUAAUGUAGAAUUAGACUUCCUUAAAGAUUUACCCAAUAUUAUAUAUGAAAUCUCCAGCAUACAAGAACAAUAUGCAUUUACAACCCUAUUAGACAUAUUGUUUGCUUAUUGUUAUGACAGAAGAAUCAAUUGUUUUGAUAGUUCCUGUGAAUCAGGAUGGAAUAUUCUCAAAUUAUCGGCUAGUAUGCAAUGGUUUGACGCGUUUGACACACCGAAAGAUGCCAUCAUUGCUGGUUUUAGAAGAGCAUUGAUAUAUCCACUAUACAGAAAUUUUAAUUUAUGUACAGCUGUACUGGAAGACGUGAAAACAUUAAUUAAAUUAGGAGAAACCGAAAUUAUCAAAGUUUUGAUUGAAAUUUACGGUAUUUUCUUGGGUGGUGACUCGGCCAGAUACAUUUUAAAUCAUUUGUUCAUCAAAGACUACGUGAUAUUUGUCCAGAAGUGGGAUAAAACAAAAUGGCGGACAAUUUUUGAUGAAAUACAAAGUUUACUAGUUAAAAAAUCAGAUCUUGAUCUUAAUUUGGAUGAAAUCGAGGAGUUAAGUAAUGAAAAUGAAGAAGAAGACGAAUUAAAUCAACAACUUAAGGGUUUGAGUAUAAACAGCAAGAAAACUAAUGAAGAAUUAGACUCUGAUGAUGACGAAUCUGUCGAUUCAGACUCAGAUUCAACCGAUAGUGAUGACACCAACUCGGAAUCAGAAUCCGACACAGAAUCGGAAAGUGAUUCUGAAUAAUGUGGUGUAGCGUACAAAUGUCUCCUUAUUCUCAAUCAUGGCGUCCACGGCGAGUUUUUCACAGUAUUGCGCUGUAAUAAUGGCAAUCGUCGGCUGUUUGCUGCUCGCCAUUGUCGGCAUCUGCUUGACGACCGUCACCUGCGUGUCCAUCGAUUGCUGGCGCGUGAAGGCACCGUGAUCCAUCGCCUUCACCAGCCCACGGGAUUGCAACUCAGCCAGAUGAUGAGCGACUUCUUCAUCGUCCCAAUUAUUAUCUCUUUAAAUAUAAAAAUUUUGCAACUUUGUAACGAAAUUUUUCUAUUUUUGAUUUGUGACGUUGUUUUUUAUGAUUUAUUAACUUACUUUGCAAGAUCAUGAAGAGUAAUCGGAUUUGGAUAGGCCGAUUCAAUAAGCUCGAGGACUUUCUCCACAGAGAGAAGAACGACGUUACCGAUAGAGUUCUCAUCACCAGAGACUGAAAUAAAACACAAUAUUAUAUAUUUUUAUCUUAUAUAAAGAAAAAAGAUGGAUAACAAAAACAUGGGACACAAUGUUUAGAAAAAGACUCGUUAUUUGCAUUUUUAAACAAAGAAUUGUGAAUAUUUUUGUAAAUAGUUACGUGAUACCCUCUAUUAUUUGAAAUUAAAACACACUACGAAUGUUA
Molecule: messenger RNA, 2143 nt
Organism: Dalotia coriaria
Lineage: Eukaryota; Metazoa; Arthropoda; Insecta; Coleoptera; Staphylinidae
Product: protein SHQ1 homolog
Exons: 2
Coding region: 109-1500 (463 amino acids)
Biological process (GO): box H/ACA snoRNP assembly
Cellular component (GO): nucleoplasm; cytoplasm
Source: RefSeq, a predicted model, not a curated record